Striga hermonthica is the source of this 1290-nucleotide messenger RNA. NCBI's taxonomy places the organism in Eukaryota, Viridiplantae, Streptophyta, Magnoliopsida, Lamiales, Orobanchaceae. The record is from the annotation of a GenBank genome assembly.
AUGAUAAAGCAGCCGGCGGCGGCGGUGUCGGGUCUGCUGAGAAAUAUGAUGGAUAGCGCUUCAUCGCCUGCUAAGGAUUACGUUCAUUACCAACACACAGAUGCUUGCAGCCUCUCUAGAUGGACUGCCAGGGAAAGUUACCAGUUUAUGUAUUCAAGGCCGUGGCAGAAAGUGAAUGAUUUUUAUUUGGAUGUGGUGAAUGGCUGCCGAUCACUUUCUGAUUUGUUUGGGAAAGAGCCAUUUGACGAACAGCAUGGCGCUGAUGGUGUAAAACACUGUGAUAAACUUGAACUGGUGAGAGUUCCAGGUCAGGGUAGAACUGGUAGAUGGGCAAGAGUGACAUUCAGAAUAGUGCUCUCGUACCAUGGGAACUCUUUUGAUGGUUGGCAGAAACAGCCCGGUCUGAACACUGUUCAAGGAUUGAUUGAACGAUCUCUUGGGAAAUUUAUUGAUGAAAAGAAAGCACAGUUGUUAAAAGAAAAGAAAUUACCAUUAGAUGCUUGUGCUGUGGUGGCUGGGCGGACAGACAAAGGGGUGACAGCUCUUAAUCAAGUGUGUUCUUUCUAUACAUGGAGAACAGAUAUUAAAGCUCUGGACAUUGAGGAGGCUGUAAAUCAUGCAGCGCCUGGAAAGAUAAGGGCCGUUUCUGUUUCUCAGGUGUCACGUGAAUUUCAUCCUAAUUUCUCUGCAACAUGGAGACGCUAUCUCUAUAUAUUCCCGAUUAGUGAUGAGAAUGUGGAUGAUCGAAGCGGUCAAUGCAUUGAUAGUGAUGGUUGGCAAGAUGGCAAAUCUGGUGAACACCUGUGUGAGGAUAAUGGUGUAUCCGAAAUCGACGAUUUUGACCAGAGUGAACAACAAUCAGGAAACAAACCACUCAAUUUUGAAGUUAGCCGUGUUAACCAUCUAUUACAGAAACUGGAAGGAAAAUUACUUUCGUUUAGGAUGUUUGCACGUGAUACUAAGCCCGCACGAAACAUUGGUCCACCGACAGAGUGCUUUCUCUUCCAUGCACGGGCUGCUGAGGCUCGUUUACUCAAUGCUAAGGAUGGAAUCAGCACAAGGAUCAUGUGCAUUGAGUUGGUCGCUAAUCGCUUCUUACGAAAGAUGGUCCGAGUUCUUGUUGCAACAGCAAUUAGGGAAGCGGCUGCUGGUGCAGAAGAGGAUGCAUUGCUGAAGCUGAUGGACGCCACAUGUAGGCGCGCCACUGCUCCACCUGCACCUCCCGAUGGCCUUUGCCUUGUUGAUGUAGGAUACAAUGAGUUUGACAAAGGCUCCUGCUUAAUUCCUUGA